This is a messenger RNA of Bursaphelenchus xylophilus (pine wood nematode), 1371 nucleotides long. The record is from the annotation of a GenBank genome assembly. Lineage: Eukaryota; Metazoa; Nematoda; Chromadorea; Rhabditida; Aphelenchoididae.
AUGGCCAACAAGCCAAAGUAAGUUUUUCAUUUUGUUGUCCCUUGACGUUGUCUAUGAUGAUCAUCCAUCGUUAUUUCAGAAAGAGGAACCAGGAGUCAAAAACCCGGUCUGUCAACGUAGAGAAGCAAGGUGCUCGUCAAGCCGCUGUAGCUCCUUGCGCUUCCGAUGGAAGUCUUUAUGUAUGUUGUUCAUGCUAAAUAUGACUGGUUGUCAUAACUUAAUAAUUAAUAUAUUGUUUUUAGGUUGAUCGCUGGUUCAAUCGGACCUUGGAAAAAGGCGUGAACGGUCUGCGUGAGGAAUUUAUGGAGAUGAAGCGUUAUUGUCCUCCGGACAUGAAUGUGACGGCUUUUCAAAUUCAUUGGGAAGCUGGCCGGAACCGCUACAAAGAUGUUCCUUGCCAAGAGAAGGCACGAGUGCUUGUGAAAUGGCCUGGAGUCAGUCAUGACUACAUCCAUGCCAACUACAUGCCCUCUCCCGUCUCUGACAAAAGAUACAUCUGCACUCAGGUGGGUACUAUAAGAUAAAACGUUUGGUGCCCGAGGUGAGAGGCUUAGAUUUGUACAUCUUUGCCUGUGUCAUCUAUGGGCAGUAACAUUGCGUCUGAUGUUAUCGUUUGUUCUGCAGGGUCCCCUUGACAACACAAUCGCCGACUUCUGGCGAAUGACCAUUCUGGAGCAAUCGGAGAGCAUCAUCAUGCUGUGCAAUGUGAAGGAAAAGGGAAUGGACAAGUGCGCCCAGUAUUGGCCACUGAAGGAAGGCGAGAGUGCCACUUUUGAGGGAAUUGUGGUCACGAAUCUCGGGGUCACUCCUUUGGGAGGAAGUGACAAGACCGUUAUGAGAACAAUCCUCAAGUUAUCGUAUACCUUGGAAGGAAAGAAGUCACAGAGAGAAGUAAGCGAAGAUUCGAUUUAUGUCAUCAUUCAGGUUCGCCAUUACCAAUGGAUGGAUUGGCCGGAUCGUGGAGUCCCCACGGUGGGACACACCAUCUUCGACCUGCUCUCUUCGGUCCGUGGCACCAAGAAACCGAUCAUUGUCCACUGUUCCGCCGGAAUUGGCCGAACUGGAUCCAUCGUGGCCAUUUCCUUCAUCAUGGAGAGAUUCCAGAAUGGCCAGCCGUGUGAGGACAUGCCUGUUAUCUUCAAGGAGCUCCGUGACCAUCGCCCCUACUCCAUCCAGAAUGAUGUUGUAAGUCCAUAUUUUAGAUUAAAAUUGACUUUACACAUUUUUUUUUGAUGUUUUUUGUGCUUUCAGCAGUACCUGUUUGUCCAUCGUGUCGUCUUGUUCUACUUUGUGGAGAGAUACAAGAAGUAUGAUCCCAAUGAUCCCCGCUAUCUCAAAUUCCUUGACGAAUACAACAAGGCCGUGGCUUGA